Molecule: messenger RNA, 1227 nt
Organism: Amaranthus tricolor (Joseph's coat)
Lineage: Eukaryota; Viridiplantae; Streptophyta; Magnoliopsida; Caryophyllales; Amaranthaceae
Product: BTB/POZ domain-containing protein At1g55760
Exons: 4
Coding region: 17-1003 (328 amino acids)
Molecular function (GO): protein binding
Source: RefSeq, a predicted model, not a curated record
CUUUCUUCCUUGGAGGAUGAAGGAUUCCACUUAUCGUGUUCCUACUACUUCUCGUCUUGCUCAAUGGCGCCUCGACAAUCUUUCUUCUUGCUCUUAUCGUCGCUCUGAUCCUUUCAAAAUCGGUCUUUGGAACUGGCACUUGGCUUUGGAGAAGAAUAGGAUCUUGCUGUUAAAAUUGUAUCCAGAGAUAUCCAGCUUUACCAAAGAGAACCCCCCUAUAGCAUCAUUUGUUAUCCGGGUCUUGUCUUCCAUCGGUGAUCGCAAGCCUCUCGUCCACCCUGAAGUAAGAGAUCAGGUGCUAAAAAACAACGACGAUUUCAUUUGGCCUAUCGACAUUCCACUGACGGGAAAAUUGGUUAUUGAUGUUGAAUUUCUGGACUUGAAAACUUCAUCUUCACAGGGUGGUGAGCCUUGUUCCAUCUGGGCAGAAGGGUCAAGCGGCAGGCGGUCUAAUAGCGCAGCUCUUGACAGCCUGAGACGGAUGCUGACCGAAGGCAUCUACACAGAUAUCACAAUCAACACAUCAAACGGACGUGUAGGGGCUCAUAGAGCGGUUUUAGCUGCACGAUCCCAAGUGUUCCGAAGCAUGUUUUCCCACAACCUGCAGGAGAAAGAACUGUCCACCAUAAACAUAUCGGACAUGACAGUCGAGUCAUGUCAGGCCUUGCUCGACUACCUGUAUGGUUCCAUUGAGCCCCAAGAUUUUCUAGAUCAUCGUCUGUCGCUCCUACGAGCAGCAGAUAAGUACGACAUUGCAGACCUCAAGGAGGCUUGCCAUGUCAGCCUUCUCGAGGACAUUGAUGCAAAGAAUGUUCUAGAAAGACUCCAGAAUGCAUCACUUUACCAGCUGCCAGAGCUUAAGAAUAGCUGUCUGAAAUAUUUAGUCCAGUUUGGAAGAAUUUUCGAUAUUCAUGAUGACUUCAAUGUCUUCAUUCAGUGUGCUGACAGAGAGUUGAUUGCUGAAGUCUUCCAAGAAAUUCUUACUACCUGGAAAGGUUUCUGAUUCUUUGUUGAUUUUAGUUGUUUUUCAUGUGUUGAUGUAUAUACGAUAUGCCCGAGAGUAAAUGGUGUAAAACCCGACUCCAAUAUCGAUUUCAUUGUACUUGGUGUACUUCUGAAGUUCUUUCAAGAUUGUAUUUUUUUCAAAAAGGGUGAAGGGUACUUCGCACCUUUUGUAAUCUGAAUAUAUACACUUUCAAGUUUAUACACUAUUUAUUCAUUCAAAAA